Messenger RNA from Aspergillus brunneoviolaceus CBS 621.78, 693 nucleotides. Its product is annotated as BTB/POZ domain-containing protein. Bases 42 to 656 code for a protein of 204 amino acids. Gene Ontology annotation, molecular function: protein binding. NCBI's taxonomy places the organism in Eukaryota, Fungi, Ascomycota, Eurotiomycetes, Eurotiales, Aspergillaceae. The record is from RefSeq and is a predicted model, not a curated record. The transcript has a single exon.
CUGCAUCUGAAUUGAUCCUUACACUUAUCUGAAUGAGCAUGAUGAGUGUUACCGACCUGUCAACCCACAUUAUCGACUCUGACGGCGAUGUGGUGAUCGUCUUACAGGAUUCCAAUCAUGCGUUUGCGCCCUGGAAUGAGGCCGGAUCCCCGGAGAUGGCUCGUCCACCUUCGUCAUUAGGCAUCGAUGAGGAUGAUGAGUAUCAGGAGAAUUCCAACGUAGAACCUGUCGAAACCGCCGGUGACUACAAAAAAACGCCGACAAAAGAGGUUCACCGUAUCUUAGUAUCCGGAAAACAUCUAGCUCUCGCGUCAUCCUACUUCAAGAAGAUGCUCCGCGGGACGUGGAAAGAGACCACCUCUCACCUCCCAGCAGACCCCAUGGUGUUAGCCGCCAAAGGCUGGGAUUUAGAAGCACUCUUGAUCGUCCUCAAGGUAUUGCACUGCCAAAGCUCACAGAUCCCGAGGAAACUGAGCUUAGAGAUGAUCGCCAAGAUCGCGGUCGUGGCGGACUACUACCAGUGCAAGGAGGCGCUGGACCAAACACUUACUGCAGGGACCUCUUCUUGUGGAUCUGGAUCUCGUGGUUCUUCGGUCGCCAGAGUCAGUUCCGACAAACCACCUCGACGGCGGCGUCGCGGAGCACCUCGCCUGUAGCCAGCCUCGGCUUACCAAUUCCUGGCGCAAUCAUUGG